AUGGCGCCUCUUGUGGCCUCGCAGGAGGAACUGGAGCGCAGAAGGCUUGUCAGUAUCAACCCCGAGACCGUCUCCAACAUCCCCUCCACAGAUUUUCCCGGUCACUGGCCCGGCGAGUCGCACGAAUGGGCGCUGGACAAGUUUAAAGAGGGCUUCAAGGUCGAAUUCCACCAGAACGAAAGAUUCGAAGCUUCUUUCUCGCUGAUCGGCCUCGAUGCCUCGAUCGCAAAUGCCUUCCGUCGCAUUCUCAUGGCUGAAGUCCCCAGCAUCGCUAUUGAGUUCGUUUUCGUCCACAACAACACCUCCGUCAUCCAGGAUGAGGUGCUCGCCCAACGACUGGGUCUCAUCCCGCUCAAGGGCUCCGUCGACGGCAUCAGCUGGAUGAGCUGGUUCAAGAAGCCGACCGAGGACGACCCGGAAGGCGGCAGCACCCCGAGUGAUUACAACACCAUCGUUCUUCGGCUGGAUGCGGAAUGCACUAAGAACCCCGAUGCCGACCCCAACGAGACCGAUCCCCGCAAGCUGUACAACAAUGCGCACAUCUACGCCAAGGACAUCACCUUCCACCCCGUCGGUCGCCAGGAACAGUACUUCAGCGGCGAAGAUGCCAUCCAGCCUGUCAACCCGGACAUCCUGGUCGCUAAGCUUCGUCCCGGACAGAAGCUGGAUAUGGAAUUGCACUGCAUUAAGGGAAUUGGUGCUGAUCAUGCCAAGUUCUCUCCUGUCGCGACUGCGACCUACCGCUUGUUGCCGGAUAUCCAGAUCCAGCGCCCCAUCAUCGGAGACGAUGCGAAGAAGUUCGCCAAGUGUUUCCCGCGCGGCGUCAUCGGCCUGGAGCCCGUCACCCGAGAAGAUGUCCAGAAGAACAGCGAGUACGAAGGACACGAGGGUGAGAUGAAGGCCGUUGUUCGCGACGCCUUCAAGGACACCGUGAGCAGGGAAUGUCUGCGACAUGACGAGUUCCAGGGCAAGGUCAAGCUGGGUCGUGUGCGCGACCACUUCAUCUUCAACAUCGAGAGCACCGGCCAGUUCGAGAGUGACUACCUCUUCCUGGAGAGUGUGAAGGUGCUGAAGCUCAAAUGCGCGCGGUGGAAGCGCGGAUUGGCGGAUAUCGCGCGGUAA
Aspergillus melleus is the source of this 1122-nucleotide messenger RNA. RefSeq names its product DNA-directed RNA polymerase core subunit RPC40 (gene RPC40). The coding region runs from base 1 to 1122 and encodes 373 amino acids. Gene Ontology annotation, cellular component: RNA polymerase I complex; RNA polymerase III complex. Gene Ontology annotation, biological process: DNA-templated transcription. The transcript is spliced from 3 exons. Gene Ontology annotation, molecular function: protein dimerization activity; DNA binding. NCBI's taxonomy places the organism in Eukaryota, Fungi, Ascomycota, Eurotiomycetes, Eurotiales, Aspergillaceae. The record is from RefSeq and is a predicted model, not a curated record.